Molecule: messenger RNA, 384 nt
Organism: Nematocida parisii ERTm1
Lineage: Eukaryota; Fungi; Microsporidia
Exons: 1
Coding region: 6-341 (111 amino acids)
Molecular function (GO): peptidyl-tRNA hydrolase activity
Source: RefSeq, a predicted model, not a curated record
AAAAAAUGAAAAUACAGUAUGUUAUAGCAAGAAAUGACACAGAAUUUCCUCAGGGAGCAACAAUUGCGCAAGCAGUGCAUGCCGUAACACUCUGCCACCACGAGCACUUCGACGCAGAAUACCUUAACUACCAUAAAGAAGGAUUUUCAAUGCGAACCGCCGUCCUGCAGAGUAGUAAAGAACAAAUGGAUGAACUAAUAAAAGAACUAAAAAAUAGAGAAAUAAUGCACAGCGUGUGGAUUGAGCAGCCAGAGAAUAUAAUGACUGCAGUCGCCAUCUACCCCUAUGAAAAAGAUCUUCUAAAGGGAAUUCCUGAACUUAGAAAAUUAAAACUUUACUAGCCGCAUCACUACUAAAGCUAUUUCACUAAAAUAAAUAACGGCC